This is a messenger RNA of Colletotrichum fioriniae, 2523 nucleotides long. The record is from RefSeq and is a predicted model, not a curated record. NCBI's taxonomy places the organism in Eukaryota, Fungi, Ascomycota, Sordariomycetes, Glomerellales, Glomerellaceae.
AUGGAGGCAGUUGACUACGGCAAGGACGCCUGUGCGGCUACGGUUCUCAGCGUCUUCCCAGACAUAUGCCUUCAGUACCUGGAGGAGACAGCUGCCAAGGCCAACCAUAACGCCGACCAAACCAUCGAUACCAUUCUGGGUUCCACCGAGAAAGGCGGAUCGUACCCCAAAGCAUCCCGCCAGAAAAGUCUUAAGCGGAAGCGUGAAGUGUCGACUGAAGAUGAUGAGAAGGAAAAUAUCCUCCGCCUCUAUGCUAACCCUGAUCGAGAGCGGGAAUCGAUCAAGCAAUACAUCGACCGUUCGGAGGAGAUUUUGAAGCAUGAUUUCCCUCAAGUUCUCCAGAAGUGCCUCAUGAAGAUCUUUUACGACAAUGCUUGCAAACUGCUGCCUACGUACCUUACCGUAGAUAAAGCCGUCGAGGAUCUGAAGAACGGUGUGCGAGAAGGUCUCCCUCCCAGCUUUGCGCUCAAAAAAAGACCAACUCCACCAUCGGAUCGUAUAUUCGAGGGCGAGAAAUUGGAUCAACUCCUCGGAUCGGCGACUCAUGCCGAAAAGAGAGUUCUGGAAGAACUGGUGGCCGCCCGUCGAGUGCUGAGUCUUACCCGUACCAAGCUCGAAGCAGCUAGACUCAAGGCUGCCAGAGAAGCUGCCAACUUUGCGUCGGCAAAGGCGAUUGGCAAUGUCUCGGACUGUGGCUGCUGUUAUGGCGAGUUCGCUCUCGAUCGUAUGACUAUUGCUGACCCUUUCAAGUUCUUCUGUGUCGAAUGUGCACGCCGUAACGCUGAAACGGUGGUUGGCCUCUCAAAGUAUGAGAUUACUUGCAUGUCCACGGAUGGAUGCGAUGCUGGAUUCGCUCACAAAGAACGCGCUAAGUUCAUCAAUGGUCAACUCAAUCAAGCCCUGGAUCGCAUCGAAUCCGAAGCCAAUCUCCGCAUGGCUGGCAUUGACGGCCUGGAGACCUGUCCUUUCUGCCCUUAUGCCGCCGAGUAUCCACCGGUCGAUAUCAACAAGGAGUUCAAGUGUGAGAACCCGGAUUGUCAGGUGGUUAGCUGCCGGCUUUGCAGAGAAGAGACCCAUAUCCCCAGAACCUGUGAAGAGGCUGCUGGAGACAGCACAGAAGGUGCUCGGCGUCAAAUUGAGGAGGCCAUGUCCACUGCGAUCAUCCGUGGCAUGGCUUUUGUCAAAGAAUCAGGGUGCAACAAGAUGACUUGUACAAAGCGUGGAUGUAGGAACGUCCAGUGUUACGUUUGUUCCAAGUCGUGCGACUAUGCCCACUUUGACGACCAGGCAAGAGGUGGGCAGAAGGGCAAUUGUCCCCUCUUUGACGACGUCAACACACGCCACAAUGAGGAAGUGCAACAGGCCGAGGCAAAAGCCCGUCAGGACAUUCUCGAGCGACACCCCUCGAUGAAGGCAAAGGAAGACCUACUCAAGGUCAACUCGGGAGAACCGGCAUCGACGGUCUCCAAAAACCCCCCAGAACUGCGAGCUGCCUGCAGGCAACACCUCCCACCGCAAAAUCAAGCCCAGAAUGUCCAACCCGGAAUGAAUCCAAUUGUUGGCAUGCCUCUCGCCAAUGCGGUUGGGCCUUUUCAACCUCAGCCGAUGCCACAGCCGCAGGCUCAUGCGAUCGUUCCGCCGGCAGGUACGCCUGCUGGAGUCGCGAAUCAGCAGUUGCAAAGGGGUCCGGUACAGGUUCAAUACCCGCAGGGCCAUAACCCCUACUUGAUGCUCGAUCAGCAACAUCGCCCAACAAUCGGUGUCGCUUUCCCAAAUGCGCAACAUCCCGGAUUCCCCUACUUGGGACAAGUGCAGGUACCGCCGGCGGCGGCUCACCAGCCUGUAAGUCAGCCAGUGGUGAUGUACAACCCUAACCCGCCCCACGUGCCCUUCCGGCCUGUAGCUCAAGCAAUGCCGAUGGUCGCGCGUCACCCGCCUAUGAUCGCUCCUCAGUCUGUGAAUCAAGGAAUGCCGGUUAUCGCGUCACCCGACCAGGGCAGACUCAAUGAUCCUAACUACUUGGGGUUUGAAGAGGCAUGGGGCCCAGAGUACGGAGAACCUAGAGAGUUGAAGAGGCAGAAGUUACGCAAUAAGGGUGCGCAGCGGCCUCCCGACAUCCGUGCGAGACAGAACAUUGAUGAGAAGGCCAGGGAGCAACAGGCACCGCAACAGGCCGAGAAUCCGCCCCGGCAAUUUUCGAUUCUGCUGGAACACGAAGCCAUGUGGCCGAGCCUGUUUGUUCCCGAAGGUCAACCGCAACGAGCUGAAGAGCCCGUGCAGCAGGCCAUGGCCGAUUUGACUGCAGCUCAAUUGGUAGCCGGUCCCAAUGGCGGACUCGCACAAUAUGUGGCCAGCGUAACGAACCGAGACAGACCCCAAGCUCAGAAUCCGGCGCCCGUGAGUCGAGCAGCCCAACGGGCUAUAGACGCAGGUCACGCACUUCGACGACACCUUGCCCUUCAGCGUGGCGGGGCGAAUGGUAUUCCCGGAGGAAGCAGAGAUCAUCCUAUCAAGAUGGACUGA